AUGAACAACCGUGGAGAUCGUCGACGCCGUCUUGCGAAGGCAUGCGAUCAUUGUCGCAAGGGUAAAAUUCGGUGCGAUGGAUCUCGACCAGUCUGUGGACGUUGUCGGGGUGGUGGAAGUGAGUGUCACUAUACAGAUGUUCACAAGCCCGAUCCACGUCGACGUCGCGUCGCGUCUCAAAACUCCGCUAGUCCUAGGCCUAGGCGGGAGACAACGAAUUCUGUUCAACCCCUGCAAUCAGACUCCAUUGCUGUGCAGGGAGGUACAGAGCCUCAGCCUGUUGGUGAAGAAACCUUUCAUGAGCCAGGUGGAUUGAACAGAACAGCCUCGACCCCCCAGGAUGCGAUAUAUGGAGAGCGCGAAGACAUGCGAUACUUUGGUCCGCCUUCGGGCAUAACUCUUGUCUCAGCUGCCACCCCAGAGAGACGGAGCGGGCAGAAACCGGUAUCAUGGUCUCAAUGGACGCACCAAUCUAUAGAACCCAUAUUCGCAAGGCGAAUCAUGAAACCUCUACCAUCCUGGACCGAGGCAUUCUCACUUGUCAGUGAAUUCUUCACUCACGAACAUCAAGCCUUCGGCUGUUUCAAUCCUCCGACAUUCAUGGCUCUUCUUGGUCAGCAUUACUCAGGAACAGGUACUGACAGUCCUUCCUGGUGGGUUUCACUCAAUGCUGUCAUUGCCAUUGCCCAGCGUCGUCGAGCUGAGGCAGCUCAGUCAGCAGCCGAUGAAGAUCUUGCUUGGGGAUAUGCGUCAAAUGCGCUUGCGGGGACUUCGGAAGUCCUUAUGCGAAGUACUCAAUUAUCCUCUGUUCAAGCUCUUCUCGCCGUUGCGUGGUUUUUUAUCGGGACACCAAACCCCCAGCCCAGCUUCAUGUUGGUUGGGUGUGCUAUACGGCUUGGCCAUUCUAUAGGAAUUCAUGUCGAUAGCCAAGAUCCCUCUUUGAGCCCAGCUGAUAAGUACCUAAGGAAAAAGGUAUAUGGUAUUGCUACGUACAUGGAUUUAGAGCUGUGUCUUCGGACGGGGAGACCGCCUUGCCACAAUCUCAAUGAAGUCUGCAUUGACCCACCAGGAACUUCACCGGAUGAGACCGAGAUAGUAACGACGACAGGUGGGCUAAAAGUGAACCUUUACAAUGCUCAGAUGCAGCUAUCUAGCAUCCGAGGCUCGAUCUAUCGAGAGAUCAAUCCAAACAAGCCAUCACCAACUGGCACCACGAAAUCCAUCUCGAGUCUGAUAGAGAAGCUCGAAAGCUGGCAGACCGAGUUUGCACCGGCACUUGAUGGUAAAUCUACACAAACCUACGAACAUCAUGGUUUAAUCCGUUUGUAUCUUGCAUACUGCCACACUCUCAUCAUCGUAAAUCGUACGCAUAGCUUCAAAUAUUGGGCAUCACCCGAACUCAUGAACACAUCGGCCCUGCCUUCAACCAUAACAUCUUCCAUCGAGAAUUGUAUACGCACCUCACGUUGCAUUAUUGAGUUGACAAAGCUUGUAUCAGAUAAGUGGAAGAGAUUCCAUUGUAGCAGGGACACUAUUCCACCACUCUUGAGUGCUGUUGUGAUAUUAUGCAUAAAUGUAAUACACAAUCUUGUGGAUCAGGAUACACAAAACGACAUGUCUCUCGUUAGCGACAGUGUCCAAAUUAUCAAGACUCUAGAUGAUGCGACCAUCAACAAUUGUGUCAGUCGAGCCUACAAAUCCGAAUAA
This is a messenger RNA of Fusarium venenatum, 1707 nucleotides long. The record is from RefSeq and is a predicted model, not a curated record. NCBI's taxonomy places the organism in Eukaryota, Fungi, Ascomycota, Sordariomycetes, Hypocreales, Nectriaceae.